Molecule: messenger RNA, 1017 nt
Organism: Verticillium alfalfae VaMs.102
Lineage: Eukaryota; Fungi; Ascomycota; Sordariomycetes; Glomerellales; Plectosphaerellaceae
Exons: 4
Coding region: 1-1017 (338 amino acids)
Source: RefSeq, a predicted model, not a curated record
AUGGUCGACGUAAGCAUUGACCCCACGCAGGCCAAGGCCGGGGCGAAGCUCAAGGUCAAAGAAGGACGAGAAAGCCCGCAAGCGCGUGCUGAACAGGCCGACGCUCUCGAGGCCCAGGCCGGGAGGAUGAUCCAAACAGCGCAGGCCAUGCGCGCCCGCUACGACGCUGUCACUGAGAAGAAGGGGAAACAAUCCGCCAAGGGCGUCACCGAUCACACUGACGAUACGACAUCUGACUCUUCUUCUUCUUCUUCUUCUUCGUCUUCAUCCGAUUCCGACUCAGAUUCCGACAGCGACUCGUCCGGCGACGAGGACGGCGGGGCCCCCGUCGAUGCCGUCAUGGCGUCCGCCAACUCGCAGCUCCGCGCCGAGAGCGAAGGCUUGAGCGGUCCCUCAAAGGAACCCACGAAGGCCGAGCUCGAGGCCGAUGCCGACACUGAACAUGCGACGAAGAAAAAGGCCAAGAAGGAGAAAAAGAAAGAAAAGAAGGCUAAACCCGCGGACACGGACGACGAGGCAGAUGCUGCAGUCGAAGAGAACGUUAAGGAGAAAAAGAAGAAGGCGAGGAGGAAGAACGACGCCGAAGUCACCGAUGAGACAGAGAAAGAGCCUGUCAAGUCUAAGAAGGAGAAGAAGGCCAAGAAAUCCAAGGCCCCCUUGGAGGCCGACCCAGAGUCCGAUAAGGAGAUCGUUUCCAAAAAGGAGAAGAAGCAAAACGCAAGCCGAGGCCGACGAGGACGAAGAGGCCGCCAAGGAGGACGUCAGCGCCAGCAAGAAAGACAAGAAAAAGAAGGCCAAGAAAGACAGCCGAGGAGCCGGCUCCCCAGGCCACGACAGCAGAAGUUCCUGAAACUGCUCGGAGGAGGCAAGAAGGGUGCCGCUGCGGCGCAGGCCCACGGCAACCGAGCCAACUCUGACAUAUCUCAGGUGAACCAGGAUCUGGAGAAACAGUUCAACGCGGGCAUGCAUAUGAAGUUUGACGUCGGCGGCGGCCCGCGCCGCGGCCUCGGUGCUUAA